AUUAACAUAGGAAGAUCAGGGGGACUAAGGGUGCUGAAGAACUGAGUUCAGUAGCCUUCCUGAUUGAGAGAUCUCUCUGAGCAGCAUAGUCUUAAAGAGGCAUUAGACGAUAUGGAGCUUGAGGGAGACCCCUCAGAAGUCAUGAGUAGGAGUGUCAAGGAGGAGAGAGUUGAGUCACCUGGUCUCAGCUGCCUGUCUAUGAAGAGUAACAGGUCAAUGUUUGAACCCAUUCACUUCAGAGGAGAAACCAUGCCCCCAGAUCUAAGGGCCAGUUUGCUGACUGUACAUCAUUUCAGAUGCCCUUUGUGUUCAGAUGUGAUGAGGAACCCGGUCUCCAUUCCCUGUGGACACAGUUACUGCAGGCAGUGUAUCAGCACACACUGGGCCCAGCCCGGCCAUGCAGGAAACUAUGUGUGCCCCCAGUGCAAUAAGAGAUUCAGAGCCAAGCCUGUGCUCUACACUAACACAGCCUUGGCCAAGGUGCUCCACGAGCUCCAGCAGGCAGGCUUCAGUCCUGCCCUCCCUGCUCUGGGCUACGCUGGGCCCGUGGAUGUGGCAUGUGAUAUAUGCUCUGGCCAGAAGCUGAGGGCGGUUAAGUCCUGUUUGACCUGCACUGUCUCCUACUGUGAGCCUCACGUCAGGCAGCACUACACCAUCCCAGCUCUGCAGAGACACACCCUGGCCGAUGUUAUUGGAUACGGUGGACACAAAGACCACCAUGGUAACACUGGAAAGACAGAGAGAAUCAAAGAGGUACUGUCAUUAGAAAUAUAAUAUUAGACAUGACUACAAGCACUUAUCUGGGUUGUUCCACCAAUCGAGUACUUUUUGGGUAGUGUAAUUUGGUCAUUUAAAUGUUUUUACAUUUUAGCAUUCGGUCAUAAAGGCACAUGAAUAACUUCAAUAAUCAUGUUUUCCCAUCACAAGAGGUGAAAUAAAUAAAAUGACUAUAGUAAGUGACAAAUAAAGUAACAUGUUUGACCAUAACAGGGUUGAUGUUUUCAUCUUAAAUCGUCCAUAA
Molecule: messenger RNA, 1021 nt
Organism: Oncorhynchus nerka (sockeye salmon)
Lineage: Eukaryota; Metazoa; Chordata; Actinopteri; Salmoniformes; Salmonidae
Product: E3 ubiquitin/ISG15 ligase TRIM25-like
Exons: 4
Coding region: 112-774 (220 amino acids)
Source: RefSeq, a predicted model, not a curated record